Molecule: messenger RNA, 3628 nt
Organism: Sciurus carolinensis (gray squirrel)
Lineage: Eukaryota; Metazoa; Chordata; Mammalia; Rodentia; Sciuridae
Gene: Znf454
Product: zinc finger protein 454
Biological process (GO): regulation of transcription by RNA polymerase II
Molecular function (GO): RNA polymerase II cis-regulatory region sequence-specific DNA binding; DNA-binding transcription factor activity, RNA polymerase II-specific
Source: RefSeq, a predicted model, not a curated record
UGCGGUUUCUCGCCGCGGGUGGAGGCUCCUCCAAGGGCAACCCUGCGGUGACCAGGCACGGUGGCCAGAGUCGCAGAGGAAGAGCGGGAGCGGUCCUUGGGUGAAUAUGUGUCUGAGAUUUGAUUCGGAACGGGGAAAAGAAAGGACGGUCAGGAAUGGGCAUCUUGGGCUUGGAGUCCGAAUGUGAGUGCAUGUGGAGGACGAUGUGGCGGGGCCUCUAGCAUGUCUUGGAUCGGACUCGGGAAAGCCCGUUUAUAUUUAGGAGGUGUCUAGACAUUUCUAAUCUCAGGAAUCCUGCAGUUGCAAAGCUGCCCACCUGCCUCCUCAGUCCUUUGCCUGUCCCUAAGAGGGCUCAUCAAAGAAGGAAUGGCUGUCAGCUACCUGCCAACCAUGGUCCUGGACUCGGUGACCUUCAAAGAUGUGGCUGUGCUUUUCACCCAGGAGGAGUGGGGACAACUAAGCCCUGCCCAGCGGGCCCUGUACAGGGAUGUGAUGCUGGAAAACUACAGCAACUUGGUCUCAUUAGGACUCUUAGGACCCAAACCAGAUAUAUUUUCUCAACUGGGAAAAGGGGAAGAAUGGAUCUCAGAUGAUACCUCAGGAGGCUUCUGUCUUGACUGGACGAUGAUGCCUAUAAGUAAGAAAACUACUCUCGAGGCAGAUAUUUCUAAAGAAGAAUUAGGUCAAUGGACAAUAAAGGAAAGAUUCACCAGAGAUAGUCACUGGAAAUAUGGUAACCUGUUGGAAUGGCAGUGCCAGGAAGGUCAGAUCAGUUUGCAGCAAGUAGUUCUCACUCGACAGAACUCUCCAUCUGGGUUUCGUGAACAGGAAUGCAGUGAAUCUGGGAAGGGCUGCACCUUAAGCCCCUCUCUUGUUCAAGAACAGGAACUUCAGCCAAGCAAAAAAGCCUUUGAAUGUAGUAAGUGUGGGAAAGUUUUCUCUAAGAGUUCUACCCUUAACAAGCAUCAGAAAAUUCAUAGUGAAAAGCUUAACACGAAUCAGAAAAUGCAUAUUAAAGAGAAAAGAUAUGAAUGCAGAGAAUGUGGGACCUUUCACCAGAGUACACACCUCAUCCAUCACCAAAGAAUUCACACUGGUGAAAAGCCAUAUGAGUGUAAGGAAUGUGGCAAGGCCUUCUCAGUGAGCUCCUCACUUACUUACCAUCAGAAAAUCCAUACUGGAGAGAAACCUUUUGAAUGCAAUUUAUGUGGAAAAGCUUUUAUCCGGAACAUACAUCUUUCCCACCAUCACAGAAUACAUACUGGAGAGAAACCUUUCAAAUGUAACAUUUGUGAAAAAGCCUUUGUGUGCAGGGCACAUCUUACCAAACACCAGAAUAUUCAUAGUGGUGAGAAACCCUAUAAAUGUAAUGAAUGUGGGAAAGCCUUUAAUCAGAGUACAAGUUUUCUUCAGCAUCAGCGAAUUCAUACUGGGGAGAAGCCCUUCGAAUGUAAUGAAUGUGGAAAGGCCUUUAGGGUGAACUCUUCCCUUACUGAACAUCAAAGAAUUCACACUGGCGAGAAACCUUAUAAAUGUAGUGAAUGUGGGAAAGCUUUCAGGGAUAAUUCAUCCUUUGCACGACAUCGGAAAAUUCAUACUGGAGAGAAACCUUACAGAUGUGGCUUGUGUGAGAAAGCCUUCAGGGACCAAUCAGCCUUAGCCCAGCAUCAGAGAAUUCACACUGGGGAAAAACCUUACAUGUGUAACAUAUGUGAGAAAGCCUUCAGUGACCAUUCAGCCCUUACCCAACAUAAGCGAAUUCACACAAGGGAAAAGCCUUACAAAUGUAAAGUCUGUGGGAAGGCCUUUAUCCGAAGCACUCACCUUACACAACAUCAGAGAAUUCACACAGGAGAGAAACCCUAUAAAUGUAAUAAAUGUGGGAAGGCUUUCAACCAGACAGCAAAUCUCAUUCAACAUCAGAGACAUCAUAUUGGAGAAAAGUGACGUGAAUGCAGUUUAUGACUAAAUAGAUUAACUAUUGAAUAUAAGAUAACACAUUCUAGAGAACAAGCAUGAAGUCUUAAAUCAGGAUAGUCAUUGUAUUUAUCAAGAGUCAAGCAUCACAAUAUCAUGAGACUAUAAGAAUUGCAAACACCCCUCCAUUGCUUAGUACUGCCUCAAAUUAAUAGCAGUAUAUUUUAUUAGUCUGAAUUAUCAAGAAUCAGAACCAAAAUGGAACUUUGUUAACAACAUAAAAAUAGUUUUUUCAAAUUUAUAGUUUGUUAAGAGAAUUAUGAAAUUGUAAAAAUUAAGGUUCAGAAGUAAAAUAUCAAAAAAGUAAGAAAAUGACCCAUAAGCAUUUCAUUCUACUAUCGUCUCAUGUAUAAGAGAGUUGCCACCUUUAAUGGAAUUCUUUGUUCUCUCUUUGCCCAUACUCCUGUCACCCAGUGUAAAGAAAGUGCAGUCAUCCAUGCCUAGGAAUCAUUUAAAUUAUGCUUCACAUCUUCAACUUCAAACUGUCUUUUGUCAGAUUUCCCAGGUUUAUCUGUCCACUAGCUUCUUACUGGUAUUCUCCUUCUGGGCCAAUUCAUCUGAAAGGUAUGACCUUCUUCUGCUUAACUCCUAACUGUUGAGGAAUCAUGUCACUUCUUAAUACCACCCUGGGAAAGUAGCUAAUCUGAGCUCAUACACAGUGUGAAUCAGAAUCAACUGAAUUAGUCGAUUGGAAUCGCAGAAUCAACUGUGAAUCAGUAACAGAAUUCAUAUCCAUAAUUCUGGAUAGUGUACCCAAAUCCAACUUUCAGAACUCAGGAUCUCAAUCAGAGGGGCAAAGUUUGGUCAAAAUUCUUGAGUUCCAGUUCCUCCAGGCCUCAGCUUGACUCUAACCCUCUGUUAAUGGAGGCUUUACUUGUGCAGCCAUCGUCCCUCAGCUGUUUUGUGCACUACAGUCAGGAGUUUGCCCAACUUCAAGUGUGAUCAUCCCAACCACAGUGGUUGGUGGGGAUUCCCAGCCACCUCUACUGUGACUUGCCAUUUCCCAGUGUUCAAGUGACAUAAGAGCCAGUAAUGAAAAUUCUCUAAUUCUCUUUCCCUUGACUGGAGUCGUAUGUCCACACUGCAUUCGAGUAUAUUAACUACUCCCAAAAUAACUGAAUUGCUGCAUCCUUGUCCUUGCCCAGUUUUCAUUUAUGUUUCCAAAGGUAUUGAUGCCAUGUUCAUAGGUAAGCAGGGAGCCUUGAAUUUCUGUUUUUGCAUUUGAAAGUAGCAUUUCCUCUCCUUCAUCUGGGCACUCUACCACUUUAAAGACUCCCAUUCUGAUAGUGGUGAGCACCUUAUUGAUUAAUUCCAUGGGUCCAGAAGUGAUCCACAGCACCACUUACGUUCUCUGACCAGGGCUGUGGCCAUGUCCAAAACGUGAGUAACAUACUUGUCCUGCAGGUACAGUUCUUUGACCAUCUUUAAUCCUUAGUGCCUUUGCUAAAAAUCUGUGCACUUUCACAUACAUAACCUCUGAGAGCACUCUCCCCUUUUCCACCACAAGGAAUGGAGGAACCUGUACUACUAUACCCUGGAUCAUGCUCCACAAUGAAGAUAGAACAAAUUCUGACAAGCAAAGUGAAAGAUUCCAGGUUUGUGAAGUACUGUCCAUCAAACUUGGCAAACUUCUGCUCCUCCUCCCUAAAUU